AGGAGAUUAGUAAAACAAUGCAAAGUAAAGUUUAUUAUACGAGUACAACUGAUUCGUCUACGGCUGAAGAGCUGAUACCAGCGACAACAAUAAAAGCAAUGGAAUAUAAGGAAGUAGCGCACGCGCUAAUACACAUAAAUAAUACUCUUCAGAAUGGAACUCACUUAAUUGAUAAUAUAGUAGAACAUGCAACAGUUUCGCUAGUAGAAGAUGGAAAGGCAAGAGAUGACUUAAACAAAAGCCAAGAAAUGAAAAAUUACACAACAAAGCGUGAAGGAUUGAAUGAAAUUACUAAAAUGCCUCCGACUACAGCAGCGAGCUUUGUAGAUAAAGAAAUCUUAACUAUAACAACAACAAGCCGAAGUGCUGCGACGGAAAAAAUUACAACAAAUACACUUGUAGUUCAAUCGGAUGUAGUAAAAAAUGAAAAAACGCUCCUCAAAACAGCAACAACCAAAGGCGAUUUAAUAAAAUUCACCACACCACUUCCAAUAAUAAACAUAUCAACGCAUAAGACUACAAUGGAUGAAACCACAACUGAAGCCAUGAAACAUAUUGAAAUAUCUUCUGCACGAAAUAUAAAUUGUGCGCUUCAACCUUGUAUUGAUAACGCCACUUGCAUGUUGGCAGAUCUUUGCGAAUGUGCGCCAGGCUACACUUGGUAUGAACCGAUAAGUGGAAGCGGCGAUCAAAUGCAGCCAAUGUGUGCUGCUAUCGUUGAGCAUGGAAGUAAUGAUGUGCGUGCAACACUGGGUAAAGCAACAGAUGAAAUCAUAGCUGACGAAGAAGCAUAUCCGGCCGAAGGUAGCAUUAUAAAUGUAACGGAUAAAAUAAAACGACUGGAAACUAUUCGUGCAAUAAAUAAAUUUAUUAAAAAACAAUAUAAAAAAGAUGUUAUAACGAACGAUCACGAGGAUUCCAAACUCAUAUACAGUAUCAUAGGUGGUUGUGCUAUUUUCGUUGCACUGAUUAUAUUGCUGACAUAUUUUUGGAGAAAGCACAUAUGAAGUUACGAAGCAUGGAGUAUUCAGCACUACACACGUCUUGACAUUGUCAUAUAUAAAGUGGGAAACGGGGUAGAAUUUCAUAGAAAUG
Messenger RNA from Anastrepha ludens (Mexican fruit fly), 1095 nucleotides. RefSeq lists its product as uncharacterized. Bases 18 to 1007 code for a protein of 329 amino acids. The record is from RefSeq and is a predicted model, not a curated record. The transcript has 2 exons. Lineage: Eukaryota; Metazoa; Arthropoda; Insecta; Diptera; Tephritidae.